AUGGACCAGCAGGUCCCCGAGCUCAUGGGCGUCACGCGCGCCAUCCUGGAGAGCGUGAUCUUCUGCCACCAGGAGGACUCGUGCUGGCCGCUGCAGGACGCCGCCGCGGUGAAGAAGCGCUUCGACGACAUCUUCGGCGCCACGCGCUACACGAAGGCGCUGGAGAACAUCAAGGUGCUCCAGCGCGAGUGGACCAAGACCAUGCGCGACCGUAGGGCAGAGGCCGACCUGUCGCAGGCGCACAUGGACCAGGCCACGAAGCUGGCGUCCCAGAAGGACGAGCGGGAGAAGGUGGUGGAGGAAAUCGCGACGAAGCUGAGGGAUCUCGACGCCCAGGUCGGGAAGAGCAGCGAGUCCAUCCAGCAGGCCGAGAUGCAGCUGGUCAAGUACGAGAGCGGCGGCACCCGCGUCGCCGAGUUGCGGAGCCUCAUCGCCCGCUGCGAGGAGGAGCGGCGGGAGGUGACUCGCGACAUGGAGGAGCGGCAGCAGGACAUCUACCGCGAGUCCCUCGAGGAGCUGAAGAGCCAGGCGCAGCACUUCGCGGAGGUGGUGAUGGUGCAGAGCGCGCAGAAGGUGCAGCAGGCCAAGAAGGCCCACGCGGAGGGCGAGGGCCUCUACAGGGCCGCGGUGGACGCCGCCCGCAAGCUCCGCGAGGAGAUGGGCGACACCCUGGCCGCGGCGGAGCUGAUCAGCUCGCGCAAGGCGGAGCUGGCCGGCAGACUGCAGCAGGUCGGCGAGCCCUCGGUCGCGGCGCUGCGGGCGCGCGUGGACGCCGCCCACGGCGAGCUGCAGCGCUCCGAGCGCGACCUGCAGCAGCGCGGCGCCGCGGCGGAGGCGGAGCUGUCGGAGGCGGAGCGCGUCCUCGGCAAGGCGAAGCAGGACGCCUUCUGCAACGAGGCGCGCGCUGGGGACGCCCAAGGCAUCAUCCGGCACCUCGAGGAGGAGGCGAAGACGCUGGUGGACGCGGUGCCCAACCUGGACGCGCUGAUGCGGUGCAUGCGCGAGAACGAGGCCGCGCUGGGCGCCGACGGGAGCGACUCGCGGCAGCGCAGGCUCGAGGCGCGGCAGGAGGAGAUCGGCCGGCGGCGGCACGACCUGCAGUACUCCAUCCAGCGCAAGAGCGGCGAGGUGGCCCAGAUCGAGGCGCAGAGCGAGGCCCACUUCCAGGUGGACGCGCUUCGGCGGCAGCUGUGCGAGGCCGAGAACGACCUGGGCACGAGGCUCGCCGAGGCGCGACCCCGGCUGGUGGCGGCGCUGGGGCAGAUGCCGGAGGCCGCCGAGUCCGAGGCGAGGGUGCUUGCAGAGGCGCAGCAGGUAGACGAGCAGCUGAAGAAGCAGAGGCAGGCCUGCCAGGAGCUGCUGCACCGCCGCAGCACCGCAGCCGCGCGGCACCAGGCCGCCGAGGCGGAGCUGAGGCGGGCGCAGGCGGAGGAGUCCCGCCUCGCUGCGGAGCUGGGCGGCGGCGGGCAUGCCGAGUUCUUGGCGCGGAUCACGGCGCAGCGGGAGCUGGUCGAGAACAUGAGGAAGGACGUGGCGAUGACGGAGAGUGCAAAGCACAUGUACGAGAAGUUCCGCGAGAAGUCGCUGACGAAGAACACGUGCCAGUUCUGCCGUCGCGGCUUCAACAGCGAGGAGGACAGCGCCAGGUUCGAGGAGACUGUGCACAAGCUGAUCGAGAAGAUACCCACGUACCUGGAGGAGAGCCACCGCAGGAUGGGCGAGGCGCGCGAGGAGCUCAACCGCCUGGAGGCGCACCUGCCGCGCUGGGACCGGCUGGAGCAGUUGCGGCAGGUUGAUAUACCCCAGAAGCAGAAGGCCCUCGCCACCUGCGCCGAGGAGGAGCGCGCCACGCAGGCGGCGGCCGAACCGGCGGAGCGCGAGCGGCGCCGCCUGGAGGACCUGGUGCAGCAGCUGCAGGAGCUGCGCAUGGUCGCCGGCGCGCUUCAGCGCAGCGCCGCGGCAGCGGAGGAGCUGCGCGGCAGCGUGCGCGCGAAGGAAGCGCGGCUGCUGGGCGCGAACUCCAAGGUUUCGCUGCAGGCCGAGCGCGACCAGCUGCGCACGCUGCAGGAGCAGCUCAACGAGCUCGGCCGCGAGGAGGAUGCGGUGCGCACGCAGCGGGAGCUCCUCGGGAAGCAACAGGAGCAGCUCCGCACGCAGCUGGCCGAGCAGAAGGGCCGCCUGCAGCUGCUGCAGGCGCAGGUGGCCCGCCAGGGCGACGUGGACCGCGAGCUGACCAACCGGCAGGCCGAGCUCCGCAGCUGCAGCGAGGCGGCUCAGCGCGCCCGCGCCGUCGUGGAGGAGAGGAGCGCCGCGGCCAGGGUGCUGCGGGAGCGGCACCAGGAGCAGAGCGCGGCUGCGCGCCGCGACCUGGACGCCCGGCGGGAGCAGGUGGUGGCGCUGCAGCGCGAGGCGGACGCGGCGUCCGAGAUGGAGAGGUCCAUCGACGCGAUGGCCCGGCGCGUGGCCGACGCGGACGCGCUGAAGGCGAAGCUGGAGGCCUCCGACGCAGAGGUGGCGACGGCGGAGCGGGAGCUGGCGGGCCUGCGCGAGCGGCUCGACGGCGAGGAGGAGCGCCGGCGGAAGCGCGACGAGGUCCGGCAGUGCCUGGACGCGAACCUGCGCCUGAAGAGGCUCGAGGCGGAGUCGGGGCGGCACGAGGCCGAGGCGGCCGAGCUGCUCCGCGAGCUCGGCGGGAAGGACCUGGAGGCGCUGCGGGGGGAGCUGGUGGCGGCGCGGUCGCGGGCGAUGGAGAGCUGCAGAAGCAGCGUUCCUUCCACGCGGGCGAGCUGGCGCAGACGCAGGAGGCCGUGCGCUCGCUGGCAGCGGACCUGGCGAGCCCGCUCUACGCGGGGGUGGAGCAGCGGCACCGCGAGGCGAUCAUCAAGGCCGAGACCGCGGUCUUCACCGUGA
Molecule: messenger RNA, 2910 nt
Organism: Prorocentrum cordatum
Lineage: Eukaryota; Dinophyceae; Prorocentrales; Prorocentraceae
Source: the annotation of a GenBank genome assembly